This is a messenger RNA of Phaedon cochleariae (mustard beetle), 1811 nucleotides long. Lineage: Eukaryota; Metazoa; Arthropoda; Insecta; Coleoptera; Chrysomelidae. The record is from the annotation of a GenBank genome assembly.
UUCUGUCAAACAUUGACAUAAUCAUCAAGUCAAAUAAUGUGCAGUCGACUGAUUAUUCAAACAAGCAAAAAUAGUUCCUUGAAAUGUUUGGAACGUUUAAUAUCGAAUCAUCAUCAAGUCAGAUCAAAAUCUGUGUCAGUAGCAUCCGACUCAAAAAUAGAAGAAGUGUCUGAAGCCAAAGAGACAGCACCACCUCCUGAAGUCGAUGUCAAUAAGUAUAUACACUCCAACUUGAUGCUAGAGAAAAAUGAAACGAAGCCUCAAGAAUCUUCCUUAUCCUUUGAUGCUAUUCCUGGACCAAGGAGCUUAUUCCUAAUAUCCAAAUUCUGGAACUCCAUACCAAAACUGGAUUCUAACAGAGUGAUCGUCAGUUUCAUCCAGAAUUUCCUGAGCGGAGCGAAUUUUUUUCACAACAUAUUGUGCUGGGGAGGUAACAAACAGUUUUUCAACAAAUUUUUCAGAGUUUAUGGUCCAGUCGUGCGACUUCAUGGUGCUUUUCAUUCAGAUGUUGUUCUCUUGAGCAGACCAGAACAUGCUUGUAACAUUUUUCAACAUUCAAAUCCAUAUCCCAUCAGGAGCUGUUUGGAGUGCAUCGAGAAAUAUCGAUUAGACCAUAAGAAUUAUGAGCAGGCAGGACUAUUCUUCACAUGUGGUACUGAUUGGAAAAUUUUGAGAGAUACCGUAAGCCAACCGUUGCUAAAUGGUGCUGACAUGUACUACCAAAGAAUCAAUGAUAUUUGCAAUUUGUUUGUACAAAGAGUUAUCACGAAUAGAAAUAAACUCGAAGAAGUAGGAGACAAUUUCGAUACCGAAUUAUACAGAUGGUAUUUAGAAAGUCUCUUCAUGAUAACCUUGAGAACAAGAACCGGAUUCUUGGACAAUCCCCAGAAGAAGGAAACAGAUGCAACAGCAUUCCUUAGUGCACUUGAAGCUACACUCAGAACUAUUGGGAAAUGCGAAUACGGUUUCCAUAUAUGGAAAUUUGUAGAAACCACAUCUUGGAAAGUUUUGGUAAAGAAUUGUGAUGCCAUGGAUACCAUACUCAAUGAAUAUGUGGAUAGGGCUGUUCAAUCAAUGCAAGACAAGAAAGACCAAGAUGCUGCACCAUUCUUGCAGGCUCUGAUUGCGAAUCAAAAAAUCUCCAGGAGCGAUAUCAUAACCAUUCUCAUGGAUAUGGUUCUGAUUGGUACUGCUACAACAACACAUACCAUUGCUCUUCUGUUAUUUCAUCUUUCUAAGAAUACAAGAUGUCAGAAGAAGUUACGAGAAGAGAUAGGGAGAUUUAAAGAUAAUGUGAGCAGCAGUGAUAUAGAACAGAUGAGCUAUCUUCAUGCUUGCAUAAAAGAAGUUCUUAGGAUCAGUCCUCCGGUACCGAUUCUCAGCAGGGUUUUGACUUCUGAUGUUAAAAUCAUGGAUUAUAUGAUACCAAAGGACACCAGGAUACUUUUUGCAAGUCACUUGAAUAGCCAUCGCGAUGAACAUUUUGAAGAAGCCAAUAAAUUCAAACCAGAGCGUUGGAUGAGCAGUAAUGCUGAUGAAUACAAUAUUUUCGCUACUAUGCCAUUUGGACAUGGACCCAAGUCAUGUUUGGCGAAAGAGUUUGCAGAAAAUCAGAUAGCUGUACUCAUCUUCAAGAUUUGCAGAAAAUUUCAUAUUGAAUAUGAUUAUGGCGAUAUACAAAGUUCACAUGAAUUAUUGGCCUCCCCUACUAAACCACUAAAAUUCAGAUUCAUUGAUUUAUAAUUAUAUUUAUAUUGAAUUCAAUUUCUGUUAGAAUAUCACAGUUGAAUAUUGAAGUUUGAUCGAUAUCC